CAAAACAAUAAACAACUGAACCAUGUUUCUUGAAGUGUCCAACUAUUUAAAAAAAAAAAACAAAACGCUCUGCGGCGACUGCGAUGACGAUUUACUAGGGUACCAUGGAUCAGCGACGGUGGAAUCCCGGAAUCCGGGAAAAUCUGCUCAAGACGGUAUUCGAUUGGAUGAGGUAUGAGGGGAAAAGUGGGAUCUGUAGACGAGAUUGGGGAGGACAAUCUCGAUCGGAUCGGCGAGGGUUGGUGGGAGAAUCAUCACGAUAUGGAAAAAGGAUCGGGCUCUCAGAUUUUUUAAAACCAAAAUCUUUUCUUAUCGAAGGUACGAUCUCUGUAAUCAUCAAUACAGAAUCCUUUCCGAUUGUCUCGAUGGUGAAUUCAUAUCAGCUACGAUCGAGGAAAGUUGGAUUUUGGAAAAUAAGGAUUUUCUCUUUUUUCUUGAAGAGUCAACUUAUUGGAGGAUCUGGUGAGAUGAAAAACGAUGAUGGUGCUCGUAAGAGGCUGAAGAUUUCGGUCCCUCACUUCAACAAUUCAGAUCUUAUCAAGGGCUAUUCCAAAACUUUAAUUGGAAGAUGCAUGAAUCCAGAGGAGCAGAACGUCAAGUUCUUGGUGGUGACGCUUCCUAAGAUUUGGAACCUGGAAGACAAGGUGGUAGGCACGGACUUGGGGCUAGGGAGGUUCCAGUUCGACUUUGACGCAGAGGAAGAUAUCGAAACGGUGCUGAAGAUGCAACCAUUUCACUUUGACUACUGGAUGAUCUCGUUAGUACGGUGGCAACCAAGGAAGACAAAGAAUUAUCCGUCGGAAAUCACCUUUUGGAUUAAGGUUUUGGGAGUGCCAUUGGAGUUUUGGGAAGCACCAACCUUCCAGAGCAUUGGUGAUGCGCUUGGUGUGACAAAAGAUGUGGAUCUGGACUAUGGUAGAGUGCAAGUCACGGUUGAUGGGUACAAGGAGUUAAUAUUCGAGACGACUGUGGAUUUUAAGGGAGGCGAGUAUUAUGAAGAAGAAGAGGCUCCGGUAACAUUGCGGUAUGAAAAGCUGUUUGGUUACUGUAAAACUUGUUUCAGUCUUUGCCACAAGAUGGAGAAGUGCCUGCAGACUAUACAGAGCACGGAUAAGCCGAAAGAGAUAAGAGAUGAAGACGAAAGCCAUUACGAUGAUAAAGCUCGAAGCUACAAGGGGGUGGUUAUCAACGGGAAUGGAGGGCAACAAGAUAGGGUAAGAGAGAAACGUGAGUACCAAGGAAAAGGAAAAGGGAAAAUGUUUGAGGAAGGAGAAAAAAAAUUGGGUUAAGGUUUCGGACAGGGAGCGUAAAACUCACAACAACAAUCACCGUAGUGGCCAUCGUGGUGGUGAUGAAAACUCCCGUCACAGGAGCUAUAGAAGGGACCAAUCACGGACACAUCAAGAUGACCGUGUACGAGCUCCUGCAGGCUUGCGUGGUGCAACAGGUGCAGGUAGCGAGGCUCGAACGGAUGGUUGCGAAGAAGGUGAGAUUGUUGGGAUGGAGCAGUCACGUCAAAAGGAGGAGAAGAUACAGGUACCGGCUAAGCCUUCCCAAGCCUUUCUCGCUGAGCUACUGGAGACACAAGAAGGUCACUCUAAGGUAACCUUGGAACGUAAGGAUGGAGAUCAGGGAUUAGUCUUGGAACAAAUGGGUUUGGAUUUAAUGGAAGUUAAUAGUCUAGCUUCUGAUGUGGGUUUGGGGUUAGAAGAGCAGCAUAGUGGUCAUAUUGGUAACGGGACUGGGGAGACUCUGGCGAAUGUUUUUUCUGCGCUAAAUGAGGAGGAGUUUGAGGACGAUGAUCCAAUGCAGGAGGUAGUAGCAGAUGAUCCUGAAGAGAAGAAAAAGAUUGACAAUUCAGAAGUGAAUGAUCGGGUCAAUGGUGAGGUGGAGAAGAGGCAAGGCGCCCGUAGAAAGGCGCUCAAGCCGUCGUUAGCUGCAGUAGCCUCCAACAAAUGAAGCUGGCUCAGUUGGUGGCUGCGAAACGAACGGUAGUCAAAGCAGGUAUGCGCCAUGGAGAUUCCUCCAAGCAGGGAGAGGAGAAGGGACCUUUAGCCCCUAAGCAUGAUCCUGCCAAGUACCUGAAAGAUCCAUGAAUCAAGAAACCGCAAGUUAUAUGUGGCAUGGGCAUCGUAUGGGUUAUGGUUUUUUUAUUGCUUCAAUAAGAUAUUUGAGCUUUUUUAUUUAUUUUUUGCUUGAGUUGGUAUUGUUUUCCGUUUGGUUCUUGUUAUUGUGGGCUAUGUGUUGGUCGUUCUUUAUGGUUUUAUUAUGGAAUAAUAAGGUUUCUUUCGCUUGGUCUUGUUGGCAUCAUCUCUGGUUGCAAGGUGUAAGUGUAAGACUAUUGGAGAAUGUAUUGUUUAAGUAUAUAGCUAGGCAUUCCGAAAGCGGUUUAUGGUUUCA
Messenger RNA from Brassica napus (rape), 2400 nucleotides. RefSeq lists its product as uncharacterized. Lineage: Eukaryota; Viridiplantae; Streptophyta; Magnoliopsida; Brassicales; Brassicaceae. The coding region runs from base 105 to 1289 and encodes 394 amino acids. The record is from RefSeq and is a predicted model, not a curated record. The transcript is spliced from 2 exons.